This is a messenger RNA of Chara braunii, 10373 nucleotides long. The record is from the annotation of a GenBank genome assembly. NCBI's taxonomy places the organism in Eukaryota, Viridiplantae, Streptophyta, Charophyceae, Charales, Characeae.
CGUAGCUGGAGGGGUUGGCGGUGGCAGGCGGAGGGUUUGGCGGGGCCGCACGGUGGCAGACGUAGGCGGAGGCAGCUCUUUUGUAAUUCUAAACGAGAAUGUAGAUAUAGCCCCUCUCCUGCGAGAGCUUAUCGACCUGGUUGUCGAGGGUGGAGGAGUUAGCGGGGCCGCGCGGUGGCGGACGUAGGCGGAGGCAGCUCUUUCGUAUUUCUAAACACGUGGUGGCGGACGUAGGCGCAGGCAGCUCUUUUGUGAUUUUGUAAUAAACGAGAAAUGUAGAUAUCACCCCUCCCUCUCCUGCGCGAGCUUCUCGACCUGGUGGUCGAUGGUGAAGGGGUUGGCCGGUGCACUGGGAGGCGUCGGCCGGUGCACUUGGAGGCGUCGGCGACACUUGACGUUGAAUUGAACGAGAGAGAGGAGGAGACGGUUAUCGGCAGUGGGGAUUGUGGCGGGUAAUGGGGGAGAGCGACUGCUGACCGACCGGUCGGGACGGCGGGAAUUGGGACAUAGAUAGUGAUGUCGGGUCGUGGACCGUCUUCCCUUUGGUGUCUGAGGGGAGAGUAGGUGAUGUUCUCUCAGGAGGUCGGCAGGUGGGUGACGUCGAUGUUCUCCGAGAGAGUAGGCAAGUGGGCGACAUCCCCGAUUGAGUGAAGAAGGGAGGAGAAAGCCGGCGGUGUGUGACAGGUUCCCCCCCCGAGGGGAAGGACGAGGGCAGCGAAGUCCCAGUGUUCCGCUAGGGUGGUGCCCACGAAGACGAGCGCACUUAUUCCAGCGACGUUACUUCUCAGGAUUGUCGACAUGGAGGAUCCCAAGUCUGUGCGGAGAUGUGAUCAUCGAGGGGAGGAAGACUGCUGGGACCGGCGGAUCGCACGUGCGUUAUGGAAGCAGAUGGUGUCAAACGUACUAUAGUUUCGCGGGAGGAUAUCGGGUUGUCUUGUCCCUCCCCCUUCAGCGUGGCGAGCCUGGUGCUGGUGUGAUACUACGAGUAUUUCCCUCCCUUUGCAUAACAGAGUGGACGCUGCAGUUGUUUUUUGUUUGCAGCAAACUCUGUCAAAGUGGGAUUCGAAGUCGAGACAAGCAGAAUAGACGAAACACCUACCUUCCUUGUGCAGCAUCCUGUCGUUGUGGAGUGACAGAUCUGCUGAGGGCAACGAAGCAACGAUGCCCCAAUUGAUCGGAUUGAUGAGAGCGGUAUCAUCAGCUGACGAUAGAUCUGGCAGAAGCGCUUGUGGAAGAGGAGCACGGGCAGCUCUCCUCCGACCGAGCAAGCCGUGGUGCCGAAGACUACCUACUGACGUGCUAGUAGCGGACCAAGGACAGAGAAGAGGAGCGAAGCGGGAAGUUUUGGAGAGAGAAUGGGGAGAAAGGGAGGGAUAUGGACACGGAAUAGGGAUGAAAUUCUCGUGAGCAGCAGUGUGUUGAGGCGCAGAAGCUGAGGAGAGACAACUCUCUUGAAGCGCAGAAGGUGAGGAGAGAGAAAAGAUGAACAAGUGGUUACCUGCGAGCGCGGGGAAGGAGAGAUCUACGCACAGAAGCACCGGCGGCAUCCCCCCCUGAGACGACGAACGGUGGGGAGGAGGGUAUAGAGAGAGAUAGGGUGGGUGCAAGGUGAAGAAGCACAGACGUCGUCCUCAUCAUCCUCAUCAUCCUCAUCAUCCUCAUCAUCCUCAUCAUAAUCCUCCUCGUCAUCCUCAUCCUCAUCGUUAUCAUCAGAAGGAAGCGCAGAGGAGAAGAUUUUGAAACUGCUCUCGCACGAAAGACAGGCGCAGAGGAGAGCUACUUUUUCUGUGGGCUUCAACAAUGUCGUACUCCCGUAUGUCCAACUCCACUGCCUCUGUGAAGACCAAGCACAAUACGCGCAUUGCGCAGACAUCCGCGGAUGCAAAGCUUCAUGCAUCCUUUAAGGAAUCGGAAGAAUCAGGGGAUUCUUUCGACUACUCCAAGUCUGUCAGCGCAAGCAAAGCGACGGCCGACAGUGUCCCCACCGAGGUAAUGACUGCGUACUUGCAGCGUAUGCAACGAGGCGGCGUAGUGCAAGCGUUCGGUUGUGUGCUUGGAGUCGACGAGGGAUCUUUCACGAUCAUCGCGUACAGCGAGAAUGCGCCGGAGAUGUUGGACACCAUGUCCCAGUACGUCCCCACGAUGGGCGAGCAGACAGGGCUGUUGAGAUUAGGAAUGGAUGCACGUGCGCUUUUCACUCAAGCAAGCGUUGUUGCUCUGGAGAAGGUGACUGCAGCCGGUGAUGUCACACUGCUCAACCCUAUCUCGGUUGCUACAAGGAGCGGCAAACCCUUCUAUGCCAUUGUGCAUCGGAUUGACGUAGGCCUGGUCAUCGAUUUCGAACCUUUGCGACCGACGGAUCCGUCGCUCUCUGCUGCCGGGGCCCUGCAGUCGCACAAACUUGCUGCCAAGGCAAUCUCUCGGCUGCAGGCCAUCCCCGGUGGCGACAUAGCAUUCCUGUGCGACACCGUUGUGGAAGAAGUCAGGGAGCUAACUGGAUAUGAUCGGGUGAUGGCUUACAAAUUCCACGAAGACGAGCAUGGGGAGGUGAUUGCGGAGAUUCGCCGGUCAGAUCUGGAACCCUACCUCGGGCUUCAUUACCCGGCGACGGAUGUACCCCAAGCUGCGCGAUUUCUGUUUAUGAAGAGUCGCGUUCGUAUGAUAGCUGAUUGCUCUGCGCCGCAGGUCAAGGUGGUGCAGGACAAGAGCCUGCUGCAACCCAUCAGCUUGGCAGGGUCGACAAUUCGAGGGGUGCACGGAUGCCAUGCGCAGUAUAUGAAGAACAUGGGCUCGGCGGCGUCGCUGGUGAUGGCUGUGAUCAUCAACGAUGCGGAGGAUGAUGGAGGGGCGACUGGAGGCGGGGUUUCUGCCAGCAUAACGCCACGUGGGAGAAAGUUGUGGGGGCUGGUUGUGUGCCAUCAUACGACCCCGCGGGUGGUUCCGUUCCCUCUGCGAGCAGCAUGCGAGUUUUUGAUGCAGGUGUUCGGGCUGCAGCUGAACAUGGAAGUAGAGCUGGCAGCACAGAUCAGGGAGAAGCACAUCCUGAGAACGCAGACGCUGCUGUGUGACAUGCUGCUGCGUGAUGCGCCUACGGGGAUUGUCACACAGUCGCCCAACAUCAUGGACCUGGUGAGGUGUGAUGGCGCUGCCUUGUACUAUGGGCAGCGCUUCUGGCUGCUGGGGGUAACCCCUUCGGAGAGGCAGAUCAAGGACAUCGCGGAUUGGUUGCUGGAGUGUCAUAAGGAUUCCACAGGGCUGAGCACUGAUAGCUUGUCGGAUGCGGGCUACCCAGGAGCGGCGGAGCUGGGGGAUGGAGUGUGUGGAAUGGCUGCUGCAAAGAUCACCACGAAGGACUUUUUGUUUUGGUUCCGCUCUCACACGGCCAAGGAGGUGAAGUGGGGAGGGGCCAAGCAUGAUCCUGAGGACGUUGAUGACGGUCGCCGCAUGCAUCCCCGCUCGUCCUUCAAGGCUUUCCUUGAGGUCGUCAAGACACGCAGCUUGCCCUGGGAAGAUGUUGAGAUGGAUGCCAUUCACUCUUUGCAACUCAUUCUUCGUGGUUCCUUCUCUGACAUCGACAACAUGGACACUAAGAUCAUGAUCCAUGCGCGUCUCAACGACCUUAAACUUCGUGAAAUGAACGAGCUCAACAACAUGGCCACCGAGAUGAUGCGCCUCAUAGAGACUGCAACCGCUCCCAUCCUCGCCGUGGAUGCAAGCGGGCUGGUUAUCGGGUGGAAUGUUAAGGUGGCCGAGUUGACAGGUGUGUCUGUCCGGGACGCUAUGGGUAAGUCUCUCGUGGAGGAGCUGGUGCAUCAAGACUCCAUCGAAACUGUGGAACGGCUUAUCUACCUGGCACUGCAGGGCGAAGAAGAGCAGGAUGUGGAGAUCAAGCUGAAGACCUUCUUCCAGAGCCACAGGUCCGGGCUGGGGCAUGUCAUCUUGGUGGUCAAUGCUUGUUCCAGCCGCGACGUCAACGAGAAUGUGGUCGGCGUCUGCUUCGUUGGUCAGGAUGUCACCGGUCAGAAGAUCGUUGCCGACAAAUUCACCCGCUGCCAGGGGGACUACAAGAGUAUCGUGCUUAAUCCCAACCCCAUCAUCCCUCCCAUCUUCGGCUCUGACGAGUCGGGCUACUGUACAGAAUGGAACCCCCAGAUGGAAAAGCUGUCCGGUUGGCGAAAGGACGACGUGGUUGGUAAGGUGUUGGUUGGGGAGGUGUUUGGGAUAGACAGGAUGCUAGUGAGGAUGCGAAGCUUUGAUGCGUUCACGAGGUUUACCCUGGUCAUCAACUCGGCCAUGGACGGAAAGGACACAGAGAAGUUCCCUUUUUCAUUCUAUUCCAGGGACAACAAGUUCGUCGAGGUGCUGCUUACUGUGAACAAGAGAACGGAUGCAGAAGGUGCAAUUACCGGUGUGUUCUGCUUUAUCCACAUGGCCAGUCAGGAGCUGCUGAACGCAUUGACAGUGCAGAGGGCAGCUGAGAAGGUUGCUGCAGCCAAGGCCAAGGAGCUCGCCUACCUGCGGCAGGAAAUGAAGAACCCUCUCGACGGGAUUAUGUUCACGAGAGGAUUUAUCGAGCACACAGAUCUGUCUGAGCAUCAAAGACAACUGGUGGAGACUAGCGCCAUCUGCGAGAAGCAAUUGCGCAGAAUCCUUAACGACUUUGACUUGGACAGCAUUGAGGAAGGGUACCUCGAACUCGAGACCUCGGAGUUUGCGAUGGCCACCGUGUUGAAUGCCAUAGUGAGCCAGGGGAUGAUCUCCUCCUCAAGGAAGGGGAUCCAACUGUUCUGCGAUACGCCGGCAGAGUUCAAGGAGCUGGUGGUGUUUGGGGAUCAGGUGCGGCUGCAACAGGUUUUGGCAGACUUCUUGCAGAAUGCGGUGCAGUUCACGCCGACGUCAGGAUGGGUGGAGAUAAAAAUAGUGCCGAACAAGAAGAAGCUGGGGGGGGGGGUAGACGUGGUGGAGUUGGAGUUCAGAUUGACACACACAGGGUCAGGGCUGCCAGAGGAUCUGGUGAGGCAAAUGUACGAUAGAGUGGAUGUAGUGACGAAGUCGCAGGAGGGAUUGGGAUUGAGCAUGUGCCGAAAGAUAGUGAAACUGAUGCAGGGAACUGUGGAGUACAUCAAGGAGGCUGGAAAGUCGUUCUUCCUUGUGAGGCUGGAGCUGCCACUGGCACAUAGGGAGGAUGUGGGAAGUGUGAGGUGACGUGGGACGGAAUAUGGUGUUGAAGACUGGGCAAUGGUGGUGGUGGGGGGGGGGAGUAGGUUGGUCUGAGAUAGGUUGUGCUACUCUACUAGCUAGCCUUUCUGGGAAUUGUAUUUGCUGUAUUUGGCGAAGCAAGGAGGCGAAAGAAGAAAGGUGUGGGGGGUGGCAAUCAACUCUAGGCAUUUUGCAGCAGCAGCAGGGUCAAAGUAGCAGUGGCAGAAAAGAAAAAGACGAAAGAAAACAAAAACACUAAAAAGGAAAAAGUAAAGAGGACAGGUGCAAUGACCCACACAGUUGCAGUCGGCGAAUUCCUGCAGUUUUCUGAGUAAUGCUGUCUCUUUGGUCUGAUUUGCUGAGAUCUUUUUUCCCGAAUCUGAGUUGUUUUGCUGUAAUUUUUUGCCUGUGUCCAAGAGUCCAUGUGAUGCUUGCUGUGUCAGUGAGCUAACUCUGUUCUCGUACUGUGUUUUGUGUGUACGGGGAGGGGAAGAACAGUAAAUAGAUAUAGCGACAGGGGUUGGACGGAAAUUGGGCACUGGAGGGGACUGGAGGAAAGUCUACGGCGAACAAGGGAGAAAGUAUAAUUUCAUAGGGACCUGUUAGCACUCCACAGCAACUCGGGUAGGUCGUGGAAGGUGCGGUAGCCUCCAUCCAAGUAGGUCAUGAUGGUCCAGGGCCAGAACGUAGGUAGAUAUCAGGCUAGGUUCCGUCCUGGCGAUCAUGAUGGUCCAGGACCUGAACGUAGGUAGAUAUCAGUCGAGGUUGGGCCCUGGAGGCGAAUUGCAGAAGGCCGCGUGAUGGUGGGUAAAGGUACUGAAGGUUGAGAGUCAUGACUAUGGGCCUCGCCGCACCACGCGCGAAACGACUCUGAAAGGGCGAUUUGUGUCAUCCCCAGACGGCCGCGUGAUGGUGGGUAAAGAUACUGAAGGCCAAGAGUCAUGACUAUGGGCCUCGCUGCAAUACGCGUGGAACGACUCUGAAAGGGUGGUUCGUGUUGUUUCCAGAUGGCCGCACUCCGAUCACGUGAUUCUGCACGAACCCAUGUUCGUGAAUUGUCAGAGAUGUAUCAGUGAUGUGCAUUUCUUCUUUGCCCGCCUGCACCCUAGCGGAUUUCGAGGGUGCUUUUCGAAAUUCGUGCCGUUUCCAGACGGCUGCACUCCCAUCACGCGAUUCUGCACAAACCCAUGUUCGUGAAUUGCCAGAAUUGUAUCAGUGAACUGAGUCGCGUGCGUUUCUUCUUUGCCCGCCUGCGCCCUCGUGGAUUUCGAGGGUGCUUUUCGAAAUUCGUGCCGUUUCCAGAUGGUCGCACUCCCAUCACGCGGUUCUGCACGAACCCAUGUUCGUGAAUUGUCAGAAUUGUAUCAGUGAACUGAAUCGUGUGCGUUUCUUCUUUGCCUGCCUGCGGCCUUGCGGAUUUUGAGGGUGGUUUUCAAAAUUCGUGUCGUUUCCAGACAGUCGCGCUCCCAUCGCGCCGUUCUGCUCGAACCCAUGUUCGUGAAUUGUCAGAAUUGUAUCAGUGAGCUGAGUCGCUUGCGUUUCUUCUUUGCCCGCCUGCGCGCUCACGGAUUUCAAGGUUGCUUUUCGAAAUUCGUGUCGUUUCCAGACGGUCGCACUCCCAUCAUGCGAUUCUGCACGAACCCAUGUUUGUGAAUUGUCAGAAUUGUAUCAGUGAACUGAGUCACGUGCGUUUCUUCUUUGCCCGCCUGCGCACUCGCGGAUUUCAAGGUUGGCUUUUUGAAAUUCGAGUCGUUUCCAGACGGUCGCACUCCCAUCACGCAGUUCUGCACGAACCCAUGUUCGUGAAUUGUCAGAAUUGUAGCAGUGAACUGAGUCGCGUGUGUUUCUUCUUUGCCCGCCUGCGCCCGCACGGAUUUUGAGGGUGCUUUUUGAAAGAUGUGUGGGAGAUGCCUCACCACGCGAGUCUUCUGCAAACUUCCAUGGUAGAUUUCGCCGUUCUCUUUUUUUUUCCCCUGUUUGUCCUCUUCUGUUUUUUGUUCUGUUGUGAUUCUGCCCUGUUUGUUUCCUCGCUUCGCGUGUGUGUUGCAGCAGUGAAGGUAAAGACGAAGUUUGUGAAUUGUUAGGUUGUUUGCGAGCCCUUGCGACUUUGUGGUUCAUUUCAUUUCGCUUCACUUUGUGCGUAGUGCGGCGAGGCCCUGUAUCAAGCUGGGUAGAGGUCGGGCAUUCACCCGACAGUCAUGCUGCUACACCGCCCUGAGGGAGAGUUAGGUGGAGCUCUGGGUUGAAGGAGGAGGUGAGGUUGGAGAAGAAGACCUCCAUGGCUAUGGAGUAUUAGUGGAAGGUAGUAGGCCUGGGCUAUGGAGGUAGAGUAAGAAGAAUCUCAAGCUGCGCUAUACAGGCAGGUUGAGGAAGCGAGUGGAGGUAGAAGAGGAGGAAGGAGGGGGAACGGACCAGAGAGACUAACCUUUGGCUAUGGUGAAUCUUCAUCUCCACGUCCUUGGUUAGUGUUGCAUCUUGAAGGCCCCUGUUGGUACUGGUUGGUCAUGAAGAUGUUGAAGUCUGAGGAGGCUGGAUACCAACUUUAAACUCACUCGCUCGGAGGAAUGGCCAGUUUUCGCUUGUCAUGUUUUCGACUUCGCAAUUACAGUUGCUUUUUGAUUGGUACUCACGGCUAAUACCAAUCAGUCCGUUCUACGGCCAGGGAUCCGACUAAAUUACUUGACUACCUAAACUGAUUAGCACUCUAUGUACGGACGUGCAUAGCUGCAGAAGAAUUUUCUUUUUUAUAUGUAAAACUAAGCUAUAUUCUUCUCUCACUUACACUACCUGCCCGCAUCUACCUAGCCAGGGCUACAUCUACCAAGCAGGGGCUAGCCAGAGCUAUAUAUACAAGCAUGGGUAAGCCAGAGGUACAUCUACCAAGCAGGGGCUAGCCAGAGGUAUAUCUAUCAAGCAGGAGCAACCCGGCAAUAUGAACUAACCCCCAGCGAGGACUGGCAGGGGUGAAGGCCUCCGGUAGAACCCAGGACCCUACCAAGACCAACUAGGGAGGGCAAGCCACCUAUCUCGCCUGGCGAACACCCAAGCAUGCCGUAGGCGGCCGGAGGGAGUUGCGGGAAAACUUGGAAAUAUACUAGAACUGUAAAACAGUCGUAUCAAUGCUGGUCAGCGAACUAGGGAUGUCUGAUCGACACUGUCAUCAUAAACCCAAACAACUAUUUACUUGUAGAAGGCAAACCUCGAGCUGUCCUUGGCGACAAUUUGUACCCAAUCAAUUACUUACUAGGAGAAGGCACUCAACCUGUCCUUGUGCCAAUUUAUAUUGUCUCUGUUCUGAAUGAGUGAACAUACGACUAGGUAGAUGGGUGUAAGCUUUAAAAGAAGCGAGUGACCUUUCUGCACUUGGUGACAUUUGGGCAGCGGGCACCUGGUAGCGGAGCGGCGGCAUCAGAAUAGCGUGCAGCGUAGCGGCUCCACGUCCAGACAGCAGCGCUAGUGGUGCGCUGGGAGGCAGAGCGUGUGCCAUAGCUUUUGAGGCGGGGCGCCGAGGAAGAUGGGUAGUGAGGAAGAAGAUGGGUAGUGAGGAGAAGAGGGGGUCCAUGGGAUUGAGGAAAGCAGGGGGAGCACUGGAUAUUUACCUGGUGGUUGGCCGGGGAGCUCUGGGGCGGUCAGAGUCUCCAGCGGUCCUCUGGGAGAGAGUGAGAGAGCUUGUUGAGUAGUAGAUGAUCAGUUCGAUUAGGAAGUAGUGUAGUUGUGUGUACCUGGGCUACUACUUCGUUGUUGGGAGCUCCAGCGUGGAUGAGAGUCUCCAGCUGUCCUCUGCGAGAGAGGGAGAGAGUUUGUAGAGUAGUAGAUGAUGAGCUAGACUACGAAGUAGUGUAGUUGGAAGUACCUGGGCUACCACUUCUUUGUCGUUGUACCGGUUGUGUUGGAGGCGAGAAGAGGGCUUUCGUGCUGAAGAGAGCUCAUUUUUUGGCCAGUCAACUCAUGCAUGCUUGUCAAUGUUUACGUGUUGGGUAGAAAUUUCGCAAGGCCGUGGUGAAAGCCUUCUCCCCACCUCCACACAAUCAAUAACUGAAGGGGGAUAAGAUGCGUGGCACUGGCGCUUGUUCAUCACUGUGGCUAUGGAGGAGGGAGAUGUGAGGGGGCAGGUUAUCAAUUCAUUGGCCAUAGCUAGAUGUACGCAACGUUGAGAGGAGGGGUGAGAGCGAGACCUAAAGACGAGCUCUUUGAGAGCUGGCAGUGAGUGGGAUAACUUUGAACAUUGGUUCUUGUUCUUUCAUUCAUUUAGUAUUGCAGUUGACGUGUUUGUAACAGGACGACAAUAUGAUGUGGGGAAGAUGAUGACGGCAAGAGGAGGAGGAGAUUACAUCGGUUCAAUGUUGUGUAUUCUUGCUUGUCUUCUUUCCUUUGCCAUUCACUUUCCACGUUUUCUUGAGCGGCGAAAUCUUGCAUCGUCUGGAGUAAUGAGACUCUUGCAUUGUCGUUUGAGUAAGAUCAUAACGAUUCGUACCUGAGCUUUUCUUUACCUGUUGGCUGGAGCCUAGAGGUGAUUAAGCUGAUCUAGCCGUAAUUCUAAGUUAAUUAGGUCCAUUAAACUCGGAUUAGAGGGCGGGCGGGAUGAGUUGGGAUUCGAGUGGUAAGUGCGUAAGAUGCAGCCCUAACUUCUUCUUCUUCUUCUUCUUUGUCUUCGUCUUCUUCAGUUUGUUUUAUUUUGCCCUAACUUCACGUCUGAGAGAUGAUGCGACAUUAUGAUCUCAGAAGGAAGUUUGCAGUGGAGACAUGAAAGGAGAGAGAGUGUUGGAGUAGGACGGAGAGAGGAGAAUUGUGGAAGGCUUCUUCUUCACUGGGUGAUGAGCAUGGGUAUGAUCUGCUACAACAAGCUGACUGCGAGAGAUGGUUGCUAUAACUCGUAUCAUUCAUUGUUGGAGGUAGAGGUGACAUGUGUAGGGACUGUCUAGCCUUUAGUACACUAUAGUAUAGGGUCAGGACAGUCCUCUAGGGGGUUUGGAGAGGGUUUGAAGGUAUAAUGCAGAUGGAUGAGAGGGAGGUGAGUGAUAUCUACAUCGAGUAUGACGAGUCAACCGGUGCUGGUAAGUGCUCGUGUGACCAAUGGUUGGCCCUGGUUGUGCCGUUGCAUGGAUCCUAUGAAUGCUUGGGUGCUUGUUGAUCAUCCUUUGUGUAAUGUUGCGCUACUAUCUAGCCGAAAAUCU